This is a messenger RNA of Mesorhabditis belari, 609 nucleotides long. The record is from the annotation of a GenBank genome assembly. NCBI's taxonomy places the organism in Eukaryota, Metazoa, Nematoda, Chromadorea, Rhabditida, Rhabditidae.
AUGACCGAUUGGAAUCGAAGAGCUGAAAUCAUCAAAAAAACACGGCAUUUCGUCGAUGGAUAUCCGAAAUUUGAGACAACGCUUUUCGACUACGAUGCCACCAUUUAUGAUAUUAUAAUCUCGGUCAAGUCUGAGCUCAUCCAAGCUGUCGUCGUCACGUUCUCCUGUAUGUCCAUCAUCUCGACUCUCUCAAUUCCUGAGCUAUUCGGCGCCUCGAUCGCCUCCACAUCAAUGUUGAGCAUCACCGGAUGCAUGUUGGGUUUCCUCUCGCUUUGGGGCUGCGGUCUUGAUCCGAUCGUGAUGAUCAAUGUGCUUAUGGCCAUUGGUUUCUCCGUUGAUUUCUCCGCCCACAUCUGCUAUCAUCAUCACAAAGCAAGGAGAUCCGGGAUACGCGAAUCCGAGAAAGCCCGGCUGCAACGAAUCAUGGAAUCAGUGGGAAGGCCGAUGAUUGAGGCGGGUUUUUCAACGAUUCUCUGCAUGUUACCGCUUUUUUUCAUCAACAUCUACGCGAUUAUUUCAUUCGCGAAAACCGUUUGUCUGGUUUCAUCGAUCGGUCUUUUCCACGGUCUCAUCCUAAUCCCUCUAAUUCUCUCACUAUUCCCAAUGAAG